Messenger RNA from Penicillium salamii, 2427 nucleotides. The record is from the annotation of a GenBank genome assembly. Lineage: Eukaryota; Fungi; Ascomycota; Eurotiomycetes; Eurotiales; Aspergillaceae.
AUGACCGACACCGACUCUGGGAAGCGCAAGGCCUCAGCCGCUGGCCUGGGCAAUAAUCGCCCCGUCAAGAGACGCGCCUCCAAAGCCUGCUGCUGCUGCCGUGCACGAAAAGUGCGCUGUGAUGUUGUGGAGAAUGGCUCACCCUGCACGAAUUGCCGCCUAGAUCAGGUCGAAUGCGUGGUGACGGAGAGUAAACGCAGAAAGUGCGUAAAGAGUGAUUGCAUUAUACCUGUAAACCAAACUGACCCGUGCAGGAAAUCUCGCGUUGAGGUAGAGAAUCAUUCGGAAUCCCCUGAAGCUGUGGAAGAGAACCAUUUCCAUGGCCGUUUCAAUGACCUGUCAGGGCUGGCGGAUUUGGUGCCGACCUCCCCGUCACAAGCUUCGGUGGAUCUGGAUCAGGGUCAACAUAUGCCCCAUUUACUCUACCAAAACCAGGCCACUCGCAUCGGCUCUAUCGGCUCUGUCGGCUCUGAUGAUCGCUAUCAACGUCGAAUGGCCCCCAACCCAGCAGUUCCUGCUUCAAUGCCCCUGGCCAAUGUCACCUCGCAAAUCCAGCAACUGUUAGAUCCCAGAUUUGGUAACGCCCGUUCCAACAGCGGACUCCCGGAUUACAUCCGAGGUUUGCCCGCUCGACUGCUCAAAGAAGAUAUCGAUUACUUGGCCGUCAAGGGUGCUCUGACCAUUCCGGAACCAACCCUUCGCAACGAAUUGCUGAAAAGCUACAUUCACUAUGUCCAUACGUACAUGCCCCUGCUUGACUUGGAAGAGUUUUUACAAACCAUCGUUCAGAACGAUGGUGUGCACAGGAUCAGUCUCCUGCUGUUCCAGGCCGUCAUGUUUGCCGGUGUUGCGUUCAUCGACAUGAAGCAUCUGCAGGCUGCGGGCUACCAAACUCGCAAGGCUGCCCGUAAGGUCUUCUUCCAGCGUGCCCGUCUCCUAUAUGACUUUGACUACGAGGUUGAUCGUAUCUCGCUGGUUCAGUCACUGUUGCUCAUGACUUACUGGUACGAAACCCCCGAUGACCAAAAGGACACCUGGCACUGGAUGGGUGUCAGUCUGUCCCUGGCCCACACCAUCGGCCUGCACCGGGAUCCCGGCAACUCACGGAUGGAUGUGCGUCGUCAACGGAUGUGGAAGCGGAUCUGGUGGAGCACCUACACGCGUGAUCGACUGAUCGCCCUCGGCAUGCGUCGGCCAAUGCGUGUCAAGGACGAUGACUGUGAUGUUCCCAUGCUUAGUCUCGAUGACUUUGAAUUCCAUCCCUUCUCCCCGGAGAUCGUGGCCAUGGUAGGCAACUCGGAGAUUCUCCAGAAUGUCAGCCAUCAGCGCGAGCUGGCUUUGAUGUUCAUUGAGAAAGCCAAGCUCUGCCUGUGUGUCAGUCACGUCCUCUCAGCCCAAUACUCCGUGUUGAGUCACAAAUUCGGCGGCACAAUGGAGACCACCAUGAUGCUUGUCCCGAAGAAGUCCACCGCCGAAACCUUCGAGGUACGCAGCUGUGACCAAGAACUCGAGGACUGGGUGGCCAACCUACCUAUCGAAACACAAUACAACAUGUCCAACGGUUCCAAACUCUCCGAGGCAGACGAAGUCUUGCACUCCCACAGAGCUUUGUUAAAAAUGGUCUACCUUACCACCUCAUCCGCUCUGCAUCGCCCUCAAGUCCUCCCCGCCAUGCCCUACCCAUCCACAGAUGCCGAGCUGCAAGACAUCUCCCGCAACAAGGUCCGCUUCGCCGCAGUCGAAAUCACAGCUAUCGCCCAAGAUCUCCACACCCUCGAUCUAACCCGCUACUACCCAACGACGGGUGUGACCGUUCUUCUCCCCGCCGUCAUCAUCCACCUUCUAGACAUCAAGUCCACAGACCCCACGAUCCGCAUGACCUCCCUCCAACGCUUCUACCAAUGCAUGCGCAUCCUCCAACGUCUCCGCGAAAUCUACGCAUCCGCAGACUUCGCCACCUCAUUCCUCGAAGCCGCUAUCCGAAAAGCCGGCAUCCAACUCACCGUCUCACCCCAGGACGUCUCCGACAAACCCCGCCAUACCCUCACUCCUCCGCCGGACUCCCUGGCUCAAAAGAUCCCAGAUCUCACAUACCCGCCUGCGCCCACGCGCCCCGCAGACAUCUUCGCCUCAACGCCACCUCAGUCCGACGGAUCCGAAAAUGGCAGCACCAACAACGUCAACGCACCUGCCAAGGAUGCUUUCGCUAUGCCGUCGGAAAUGAGUCUGACGGAACUGAUGGAUCUGGCGAAUGACGCCGAGGUCACACAAAAUGACUUCGAUGCUCUGAUCAACUUUGACGACCCGGCCAAUAAUGAUUUAUUCGAGGAGCCGGCGGCGGAGAAGUUCGAUUUCACUGAUAAUAUGAUGUUUGAUACGGAGCCCAAAGCGGUGGAUUUCGCUUUGGGGAGUAUUGCGACAGAAUGA